Molecule: messenger RNA, 2195 nt
Organism: Pecten maximus
Lineage: Eukaryota; Metazoa; Mollusca; Bivalvia; Pectinida; Pectinidae
Product: ceramide phosphoethanolamine synthase-like
Exons: 5
Coding region: 739-1794 (351 amino acids)
Source: RefSeq, a predicted model, not a curated record
CAAUCGGUACACGUUUGACAUAUACAUCAUACGUUUGCAUUCACAAAUCAUGGCCACAACGAUUUGGCACACUCAACUCUCAACUCAACUCUGCAGUUUGACCGAGUGUUGAUUGUAAAUUUAUGCCAAGUCCCUGUGCAUAUUUUAGAAUUCAUGACAUACUUUUUUCCGGGGAUGACAUCAAAUAUAUUAUUGAAAAUUGGAUAAUUACCAUUUUAUCUGCAAUACUGACGGGUGCCUGGUAUCUGUCUAACACAAAAUUGCUUGUUUAAAUUUACAUAAUAUUGUGUAAGUGUUUUGACACACUUAAUACCGAGUCAACACAGCCCGGCGUUUUCAGUGAGGGGUUUUCUAAUUCAGGGUAAUCCGAUUCUAUUUAUAAAGCAAUUGUGAACAGGUUUGGACAUACAUGUAAUCGAUUUCACCUGGCACGUAAUUAUACCAGACCAGGAACUCGGACAUUCGACUGAUUGCACGGAGGCAUGAUGUAUUGAAAUUAUUGUUUAUUUUGGCGAGUAGGAAUGUUUAUUUGCCUUCCCGGCCACCAAUCUCAACACGACUCUGAUAAGGAGAGACAAUUGACGUCACCAGAGAACAGAACAGAGGUUUUGUAGAAAGCUAAAAUCAUACAGAUGGAUGAUUUGAAAUUCUAAAAUUACGCUUGAAAUGCACCAACAGUUGUGAUCUACGUCACCCUAGAAUUUACAUCAGUGAGCAUUACGUCAUCAUUACGUCAUCAUGACAUCAUUUACGAUGGCGUCCUUCGCUGCACCGAAGACUAAGACUGGAACAGUGUUCGUUGGAUUUCUAGUGCUGCUGUUGUCAUAUUUCGUCGUCAUGGAUAUCCUUGUAUACCAGUCUCUUCAAACAAUGGAUUUAGUGAACCAAGAUCACGUGGGAGGAUACUCGCCGUUCCGUCCUCUCUCUGUGAAACUCCUCAUGUUGGACCACAUUGAUCAUUACGUGUACAUCCCUUUAGCAGAGCUAGUGUUCGCCAUCUUUGAACCCACGGGUAUAUAUUUCAUCCUCACACCAAAUGUCAUCAGUUUUACUGGCUUAUUUUUAGGCUUCGUUGCCGGGAAAUUUGUGACGAUGGAAUCGCUUUAUCAUAGACGUAUCGGUGUACUGAUUUUUGAAUACCGGAUGUGGUUGGAUGUGCUGGAUGGUGUAGUGUUUCGUCACACUUCCGGUAACCCCGUAUACAAAUCACAUAGAACUACAUUAGGUUUUUUUAUAGACGUUGAUUGUGACAUCAUCAGCGGUGUUGCGCUUGCUUUUGGAUGUUUGUUCUAUUUAUGGAAAUACCCGCCUGCAAUACAACCACGUGACCUUCUAUUGCCAAUUUCUAAACCAUUUUUGAAUGCAAAUGUAAAUGGCCAUAGCGGUGAUUCUCCGGGAAAGAGCAAUGGGUUCCACAACAAAGCUACAAAAAAUUACAUAUUCUUAAAGUGCCUAAUUUUUGGGGGUGUCAUCGUUUUGGCGACGACCACGUGGGACAAUAUGUUGCAGACGUACUCGGACGUGCUGCAGAUCCCCAUGGAAACGUCUCUUCAGACGGAAAAACAGUUGGAGGCAUUACAUUCCGGGGUAACAUGGUUGAGUAUGUGGCUGUGGCGGUUCUGCGAGGCUCAAACUUUACUCCAUUUUCUGCAGCUCGCCAUUGUAACCGAUAAGAUCUGGGAAUUCCUCAACUUUAUCCAAUUUGCUGGAUUUGUAGCUCUUGCGAUAUUGAACUUAUUUAGCUUCAUUCAAGUUCGACGCAUAAGAGCUAUGGUCGGGAUUUACGACUCCUGACGGAUGGGAUCGCCACACAAGAUAAAAUUUAUGCAACGUUACAUAAUCAAAUAAAUAUUAUUGUUUAUGAAUAUGCUGUCCAUUGGUGAUCAUUACUUAGUUCAAUUUAAAUACAUUUUAUUACGUAUAUAUUACACAAAAGGGUCGGACUCAGAUUAUAGCAACUUAUCAAUAUCUUCUCCAUAUACAAAACUAAGCAACGGUAUUAAGCUUAUCAGCAGAUAAUAUAUUACUUGGUAUUUUGAAUAGAAAGAGAAACAAGUAAGAAGAAAAAAGGAUAAGGAAACAGAAAGAAAGAAUGAUAAUGAUAUGUUAAAUGAGAAUAAAGUAUAUUUGUUAUAACGGCUAGGUAAAUGACACUAUGGAUUUUUAUACGACGUUAUACAAUAAAAAUAUUGUUU